CGUUAUUCAUAAUUUGAAGAUAACUUGACUUAUUCUCGGUCUAGCAUCAUUUCUGUCUUCUCGGUUUUCCGGCUGCUCUCUGUCGGCGCUCUCAUCCCGAACCGGUCCGGUUCAUCUCAUCGACUGCACGCUUUUCGAACAUCUGUUAAAAGCAUUCACAUCUUGCAACUUACCAUCAUCUUGAUUAGGAUCGAAUAAAAAUGGCAACAACCCCUCUAGCCCAGGAGAAAGUGUGGUUCGAGAAGCCGAUGUACGAUAAAGCCGAGUGCCUUCAUUUUGAACGGCUGGCUAAGCCUGCGCAAUCUAACGAACUACUAACUAACAACGGUACUGGAAUUCGGACUAACUGCAAUAAUACACUGGUUGAAAAUGUCCAAAAUCAAAUUAAUCCAAAUCUACCAUCAAACACGGUAUCGAAAAAGUCUAAAAAGAACAAAUCGCCUGUCAAGGGGAUGGAGAAUACGACGAAUUUCGAUAAAAUAGAAUCUGUUGACGAUGCUGUUUUAAAGGCAGAGGACUUGAGCAAAUUCAAGCCAAAGGAGGCCAAAGAAAAAAAAAAUAAAGCUGAUAAAAAACAUGCAAAUAAAAAAGACCAAGAAAAAGGUACCCAAGAUAAAAAACCAGAUAGUCCAACAUUAACGAACAAGGGAGGGCCACAAUUAUCUUCUCCAAACGUAUCUGCGCGCGGAAGUUUGGCCAAUGAGGUAGCCAAGAUUCGUCAACACAUUAAACAGUCUUUGCAGUGUGUAGAUACCAUUGACACUUUUUCAAGGACAAGCGGAUCUGGCUCGGAAUAUGGGUCGCGCAUUGUUGCCUUGGAAAAAGAAAACCAGGAAUACAAAAACAUCGUUGCUGAGCUUAAGAACAUCACUCGACAACUAGAGGAGCGUGUCAAAAUUCUGGAGGAGCGACUACCAGGCAUUGAUCCAAUGAGGAUUGCAAUUUGCCCAGCGAAACCGCCAUCGCCGACACCUGCAAAACCAACUGCUAAGGCUGAUGAUGACGACGAUGUUGAUCUCUUUGGCUCAGAUUCGGAGGGUGAAGAUGAGGAAGCUGCUAAAGUAAGAGAAGAACGUCUCGCUGCUUACGCUGCUAAGAAAUCAAAAAAACCCGCACUCAUUGCAAAAUCAAAUAUCAUCUUAGAUGUCAAACCAUGGGAUGACGAAACUGAUAUGAAAGUCAUGGAAACUGAAGUUAGAAAAAUUGAAACAGAGGGUCUUCUCUGGGGUGCCGCCAAACUUGUCCCACUCGCCUACGGUAUCCAAAAGCUGCAAAUAUCUUCUGUAGUCGAGGAUGAGAAGGUCUCAGUUGACUGGCUGACAGAACAGAUCGAGGCUAUCGAAGAUUAUGUUCAAAGUGUUGAUAUAGCUGCUUUCAACAAAAUUUAAAUCAAUAUCGGCCGACCCAAAUUGUUGACCAUCUACUUUUCGGCAUUUGGUCAAAGAAAUAGCCGAGUGUACAGAUGAAAUAUUAAAUAUGCCGCCGUUUUCUCAUUCCACUAGCAAUAUCUACAUUCAGGAUUUUAAAAGAGCAAAUAGAAAUUAUACAAUAAUAAUAAUGCUGAUGAUAAUAAUAAUAAUAAUGACAAUGACAAUGUUGGUAGAAUUUAAAUAUUACUCUAUACAAACUUGUCAAUUUACGGCAGAUGUCUUUGGUCAAUUAGCUGAAUUUUACACGUCGUUUGUGGUUGUAUUGAAUAUAUUCUUGGAAUCAGGGACACCAAUACGGUGUGUAAUUACAGCAACUAAUGGUUCUUCAGGCUUUAGAGCGGCGCUUGAUUACUCAUUUUUAUGGGCUGAGAGGGGCGUCAACGUGCUUUGACUAUUAGUUACCUGCUUUGACUAUUAGUCACCGUGUUUUGAGUAUUAGUCAUCAAACCUGUUUGCAUGGGAUGUAUAGAAAAUCAGAAGCAUUGUUCAGAAACUUCAAGUUGUCGAUCGACUUGAUUGAACAUAAAUGAGAAAAAAAAAAUGAAAAAAUGUUGAUAAUUGUAUUCCAGAACAUUGACCAUUUCGGUUGCUGUCCGGAUUCAGUUAUAUUCAGUGUACUUGUUUUGAUUGUUAUUUUAGACUCUGUUAAUAAUUAUAGUGAUAAUAAUUCUGUUUUAGCCGUCUUUUAACUCAUGCGCAAAUGCCAUACACGUUAUAAUAUCGUGUGUAUACAUAUCUAUAUUCUAUACAUUGUUUAAUUUUACGUGCCCAUAUUAUUGUAGUUAUUAUUAUUCUACUACAUAAACACGAAACUCAUUGAUACCGUACGUCUGUAAUUCCGAAUGAUCUUCGCAAUGAGAACCUCUACAUGUAUGGUAAGAAUAAUAAUUGGUAACACGGCGUCACCUGUCAAAAA
This is a messenger RNA of Neodiprion virginianus, 2346 nucleotides long. RefSeq names its product probable elongation factor 1-delta (gene eEF1delta). Gene Ontology annotation, molecular function: damaged DNA binding; guanyl-nucleotide exchange factor activity; 5'-3' DNA exonuclease activity. Gene Ontology annotation, cellular component: cytosol; eukaryotic translation elongation factor 1 complex. The record is from RefSeq and is a predicted model, not a curated record. Gene Ontology annotation, biological process: double-strand break repair via nonhomologous end joining; translational elongation; interstrand cross-link repair. Lineage: Eukaryota; Metazoa; Arthropoda; Insecta; Hymenoptera; Diprionidae. Bases 201 to 1388 code for a protein of 395 amino acids. The transcript has 9 exons.